Rhinichthys klamathensis goyatoka is the source of this 878-nucleotide messenger RNA. RefSeq names its product lysozyme C, milk isozyme. Bases 99 to 728 code for a protein of 209 amino acids. The record is from RefSeq and is a predicted model, not a curated record. NCBI's taxonomy places the organism in Eukaryota, Metazoa, Chordata, Actinopteri, Cypriniformes, Leuciscidae. The transcript is spliced from 5 exons.
UAGACGGACCAUCUCAGGGGAACAUGUGGGGCUAUAUCUACACAUUCGGCUCAUCCUCUACUUGCAAAUACUCCCAGUAAGAAAAACACAGAGAGAUCAUGAGUAUCCAUCCAGGCAUGAAGAUGUUGGCAGCUGUGGUUGUUUUAUUCCUGGCGGUCGGCAUGAGUGACAGCGUGAUUCUGAAUAAAUGUGAGCUGAAGCAGCAGCUUCAGACCGGCCUUACACUGCCUCCGAAUAUGACCGACGUGCUGGCACAGAUCGUGUGCCAUGUCCAGCUGACCUCUAACUUCAACACCAGCGCCAUUAAGACGAUCACUGAGCCACAAAAUUCAGGUGAACUUCACGGUCCUCGUAAGGGCAGGUCUGCCAAGAGCCAAGGAAAAAAUAAAGGCCGCCCCUCCAGUAAAGUCCCCUCUCCACCCCACUUGGAAAGUGCAGAGGACAAAAAUGAGGUCUGGACCUUGUACGGCUUGUUCCAACUUAGUGACCAUGUGGUGUGCAACUCCACCCAAAGUCAUUCCCUGAACCUCUGCGGACUGACCUGCAACAAGCUGCUUGACGAUAACAUCAGUGAUGAUUUGGCCUGUGUCCAAGUCCUUAUAAAUAAAAUGACUGCAGUGAUUCCUGACCCCAAAACUGCUAAACACAUCCGUAAAAUGAUCUCUUUGAUCUACCAGCCAGAGUGUGUCAAUGCAAAGGCCUCUAUAUACUUCGCUGACUGUCCAUAAUCCUGAGUUUUAGACCUGAAUCCUGAACCUUGAUGUCCCCUGCUUUACUUUUACAUUUAUGCGCAUUUAUUAACUUUUAGCUUUAGACAUCAAAUCCUAGCACAGUUUGUGUCUUAUUCUGAAUGAGUCAUUAAAUCCUUUUGAAACACA